This is a messenger RNA of Lachancea meyersii CBS 8951, 2256 nucleotides long. The record is from the annotation of a GenBank genome assembly. Lineage: Eukaryota; Fungi; Ascomycota; Saccharomycetes; Saccharomycetales; Saccharomycetaceae.
AUGAGUGUAAACACCGGCGAUGAAUACAUCAGUCUGGUGGAUCUAGUGGAGACAGAUAUGAGGUUUCGGACCUUGAAAGAAGAACUGGCACAGUACGAGCCAAAUUCCACGGAAUAUCUUGCAGGCCUCAUGAAAGCAAUGCCGUUAACACAACACACUAAUUAUCGCCAGUUUUUGAAACAACAGGGGGUGCCCGUGCCGGGAUCCGAGCUGAAACCGGGGUUCAGCCCCAUGUAUCGCAGCUCGCUCAGUCCAGAUCAUCUGGUCUCUAGCAUUCAUCCACAGCUGGCCACGUUUUUCGGACUUUUCGAAUUCGCAGUGCAGCGUUUCCCGCAAAACGACUGCCUGGGCCAGCGUGUACGACUCGACGGGUCUGGCAAGCUGAGCCAGCACUACGUGUUUGAAUCGUACCAGGAAAUCCAAAAGCGCAGCCGCAAUCUCGGAAGCGGCGUCAUGACGCUGGUCAACUUGAAACGUCAGCGCAAGUUUCAUUUUAACGAUUUCAUCGUCAGUUUUUUGUCCUCCAAUCGCAAGGAGUGGAUCAUCGCCGAUUUGGCCUGCCAGUCGUACUCGCUGGCCAACACUGCGCUUUACGAGACUCUGGGGAUCGACACAUCCCAGUACAUCCUCAACAUCACCGAAAGCCCGGUUCUCAUCUUGUCAAAGGUCAACCUGUACAAGGUCUUGGAGAUGCUCCCCCAUUUGGGCCACUUGAGCACCCUGAUAUGCAUGGAUGAGCUGAGUUCCAACGAACUGAGCCAGCUCAAUGGGCCCCUCCUGCCUCGGCGAACUAACGAACACGGUGAAAGGAUCUCAGUGCUCACGUUCAGACAAGUGGAAGAGAUUGGCGCAAGUAAUAAUGUGCCCAUCAUACCUCCUAAGCCAGACUCGCUCUACACCAUUUCAUUUACUUCAGGUACUACUGGAACUCCAAAAGGUGUGCUCAUAAAUCACAGUCACAUUGCCGCAGGUAUCACCUUUGCAAUGUCGCUUUUUCGCAUACCGCCCCACAAGCGCGGCCAACAGCUGCAUGAUAUGUGCUUUCUCCCGCUCGCCCAUAUUUUCGAGCGUCAAAUUGCCGGAUAUACGUUGUCUGCUGGCGUGGGCCUAGGAUUCCUCCAUAAAGCGGACCCAGCGGUCUUGGUGGAAGACCUCAAACUUUUGAAACCGGAUUUUUUUUCUCUAGUACCCAGGGUCUUGACCAAGUUCGAAGCCGGUAUAAAAAACACUUUACGAGGUGACAGCACUUCGUUUCUGGCUAAAAACGUUGCACGGAACAUUCUAGACCAGAAGCAGGCAAGAUUUCAGAAUCGUGGAGGACCAGACCAUUCUAUCAUCAAUUCUGUGGUGUUUCACAGGAUUCUGAUUGAUAAAAUUAGAGAAUCCCUUGGGCUUGUCAAUGCUUCCUUUCUAAUAACGGGCUCUGCCCCGAUUGCUAACGACACUUUACUGUUUAUGAAAAGCGCCUUGGAUUGUGGUAUAAGACAAGGUUAUGGACUCACCGAAACCUUUGCCGGUAUAUGUAUCAGCGAGGCUCAUGAAAGAGAUUUUGGAACGUGCGGGAGCAUGGCCAUCACCACAGAGUGUCGUCUCAGAUCAAUACCCGAGAUGGGCUACGACGCAGAACGCGAUCUUAAAGGAGAAGUCCAAUUGCGCGGCCCGCAAAUCUUUUCAGGGUAUUACAAGAACCCAGAGGAGACGCGGAAGGUUCUCAGUAAAGACGGUUGGUUUUCUACCGGUGACGUUGGAUACAUCGACGCUAAGGGACGCCUUACAAUUAUCGACAGGGUCAAGAACUUUUUCAAACUUGCGCAAGGUGAGUACAUCGCGCCUGAAAAGAUUGAAAACUUGUAUUUGUCUUCUUGCCCUUACAUCUCUCAGAUCAUGAUUCAUGGUGAUUCUUUGAAAACAUUUCUCGUGGCAGUCGUUGGAUUCGAUUUUGAUUCCUUCACUUCUGUUUUGCAUCAGUGGAUACCAAGUCUAAAAGGUCUUCAUGGAAACGACCUUGUUCAAGCAUUGAAUCAGAACCGUGAAUAUAGAAAAGAGAUUGUCAAGAUGAUGAAUGGCCAAACUACAGGUCUUCAAGGUUUCGAAAAAGUCAACAACAUAUUUGUCGGCAUCGAGCCUCUAAAAGUUGCUGAAGAUACGAUCACUCCCACAUUCAAGGUUAAAAGGGCUAAAGCCACGAAAAGGUUUCAAGAGGAACUCGGAGUGCUUUACGAAGAAGGGUCACUAAUUAAAGCUGAGAAGCUUUAA